CACUGAUGCCAGAGAAAACAAGACAGAAAGAGCACAUUUAUUAUUAUAAAGACACACACUGGCAGAAGUACUCAAGUGCAUUUCUCACUUCUCGCAAUUUCCUAACCUCCACCAUGCUUGUAAAAGCGUAAACCAGUAAGCAGUGGAAAAGAAAAACCCAGGGGAGAGGAGAAGCAUCAUAUUCAGCAUUGUAGUCUAAACUCGAAACUUCAUCCAUGGCUAUACAAGUGAACCAGAAAACUUCGAGAGCAGCAGCACAAGCAACAUGGGUUGUAUUAUGGAGCCUAAUCAUGAUCUGCAACAUCACUUUAGCCGAGAGAAUUAUCCAGGACAAGAAAUCAGACAGUCUUGUCGAGAGAGAUGAUGAGAGAAGUGGUGUUCUAGCUAGAGUGAUUCAAUUCAUGUGGCAGAAUGAUAGGUCUUCCUACGAACCUGUCUGGCCGGAGAUGAAGUUUGGUUGGAAAAUUGUAGUAGGAUCAAUCAUUGGGUUUUUCGGAGCAGCUUUAGGCAGCGUUGGAGGGGUAGGAGGUGGAGGCAUUUUCGUCCCUAUGCUCACUUUGAUCGUUGGUUUUGACCCUAAGUCUUCCACGGCAAUUUCAAAGUGUAUGAUCAUGGGCGCUGCUGGAUCAACUGUAUACUACAAUCUGAGGCUUAGACACCCAACGUUGGAGAUGCCACUUAUAGAUUAUGACUUAGCUUUGCUCUUCCAGCCUAUGUUAAUGCUUGGAAUAAGCAUCGGUGUCGCAUUUAAUGUCAUGUUUGCUGAUUGGAUGGUCACGGUUUUGCUUAUUAUCCUGUUCUUAGGUACAUCAACAAAAGCUUUAUUCAAAGGCAUAGACACGUGGAAAAAGGAAACGAUGAUGAAAAGGGAAGCAGCCAAGCUGAUUGAAUCAGAGCCUAAACCAGAGGAAUAUAAAUCACUACCAGCUGGCCCGGCUGACGCGCAAGAUGAAGAGGUCUCUAUAAUGCAGAACAUUUACUGGAAAGAAGUAGCACUCCUUAUGUACGUUUGGGUAGGCUUUCUCGUCGUUCAGAUUGUCAAGACAUACACUGAAAAUUGUUCCGUCACGUACUGGAUUCUUAAUUCCUUGCAGGUUCCCAUUGCUAUAUCUGUGACGCUUUUUGAGGCCGUAUCCCUUUUCAAAGGAAAAAGAGUGAUUGCUUCGAAGGGAAAAGAAAUAACAGUUUGGAAGGUCCAUCAAAUUUCUCUCUACUGUUCUUGUGGGAUUAUAGCUGGCAUGGUUGGUGGGUUGCUUGGUCUUGGAGGUGGUUUUAUUUUGGGACCACUCUUUCUGGAAAUGGGAAUUCCUCCUCAGGUUGCAAGUGCCACCUCAACCUUUGCUAUGGCUUUCUCGUCCUCCAUGUCAGUGGUGCAAUAUUAUAUUCUGGAUCGCUUCCCAGUACCCUAUGCUUCAUAUUUUGUGCUGGUGGCGACCGUUGCUGCAUUCACUGGGCAGCAUGUGGUGAGGAGGAUCAUUGCAAUCCUGGGCAGAGCUUCCAUAAUCAUCUUCAUUCUUGCACUCACUAUUUUUGUCAGCGCUAUAAGUUUAGGUGGAGUGGGAAUAGAAAGCAUGGUUGAGAAGAUGGAAAAUAAGGAGUAUAUGGGGUUUGAGAAUCUCUGUCAUCAUACUUAGGCUUAUUUCGCGUUUCUGUGGCUCUGGAAAUUUUCUCUGGACGACAAUGUUUCAGACAUGGUAAAACCGUCAUCCAUUUGUCCGUCUUCUUCAAGCAAAGAAAAGGCUCUGCAAUAUUUAUGUAAUUUACUUUUGUUUUGUUUUCAUUUCUUUUGUAGAAUCUUUUUGCACUUUGUUCAUUAAAUGUCAACUAAAAGUAUAAAUAAAUGGUUAUUUGAGACC
Molecule: messenger RNA, 1856 nt
Organism: Prosopis cineraria
Lineage: Eukaryota; Viridiplantae; Streptophyta; Magnoliopsida; Fabales; Fabaceae
Product: sulfite exporter TauE/SafE family protein 3-like
Exons: 12
Coding region: 216-1634 (472 amino acids)
Biological process (GO): protein ubiquitination
Cellular component (GO): Cul4A-RING E3 ubiquitin ligase complex; membrane
Source: RefSeq, a predicted model, not a curated record